This is a messenger RNA of Mesorhabditis belari, 1494 nucleotides long. The record is from the annotation of a GenBank genome assembly. NCBI's taxonomy places the organism in Eukaryota, Metazoa, Nematoda, Chromadorea, Rhabditida, Rhabditidae.
AUGUCGGACGAUUUGGAAGUGAAGGAGAACCUCAAAAGAACGCACGAUGAGUCGAAUGGACCCGCCUCAAAGCGAGCUCACAUUUCUGACAAAGACGAUGAUGAUACGGUUCAAGUGAAGGUGCUGAUCCCGUCAGCGGCUGUUGGGGCUAUCAUUGGAAAGGGUGGAGAGACGAUGCGUAACUUGAAGAACGACAGCAAAUGCCGAGUCCAAAUGAGCAAAAAUCAAGAAGUGUAUCCAGGCACCAAUGAGCGGAUUUGCUUGGUGAAAGGCAAGGUCAGUCAUGCUAUGAUCGUCAUCGAAUCCUUAGCCGAGAAGAUUCGAGAUAAAGUUGAAGGUGUCACACGAGAUCCUUUUGAUCAUAAAGACACCCCUCGCGCACAAGAGAUUAAACUUCUUAUGCCCAAUACCUCAGCUGGAAUGGUUAUUGGAAAAUCCGGAGCUAGCAUCAAAGAGAUUCGUGAUGGUUGUGGAUGCCAAAUUCAGGUUUUCCCAAAGUCUGGCAGUGUAGAGGCAAAGAACUCGGUCGAAAGAGUAGUUACUGUCGCACACGAAGACGUUUCGAAGCUUAUGGAGGCUGUCCAACGCGUUUUGGAGAAAGUGGCUGCGGAUCCCAUGCACGCCCAGCCAGUAGACAGCAAGGAUCAUGAGAACUUUGGAAUUGGACCACCAACCGGUAACACUGGAGGCUUUGGAUCUUCAAAUCAAAAUGCUGGUGGAUUUGGAGGCAAUCAGAACUUUGGAGGAAACAAAUUCAACGGAACUGGCAAUACAAUGCAGUUCAAUCCGAUGCAAGGAUUAGGCAAUAAUGAGCUCCUUCAGUUCUUGGAUAGUCUCCAAUCGACUCUCCGCACCUCGGGAUUUAACGAAGCCGCUGUCGCGGAAGUGAUGCAAGCAAUGCAGAUUCUUGCCAAGUAUAACAUCAUGGGGCUGGGUCUUGGUCUAGGAGUGGCAGCGAUGGCCCAGAUGCGCUCUGGUAAUGAGUCAAGCAACUACGGAAUGCAACAAAGCCAGUUCGGAAGCACUCAAAAUUUGGACAACUCGUUCAGCAGUGGAAUGGGAGGAACUGGUACUAAUGCCGGUGGGCAAUGUUGGGGAUACAGUGCUUCCCAGUUGGGGCAACAGCAGCAGCAACAGCCUCAGAACCAGCAACAAACGACCACAUUAGGCCGUUUAAAUAACGUUGAUGCUGGUGGAUUCGCCAGUACAGUCAUGGUCGAGCGAUUUGCUUCGACCGAAGGAAACACCGAGCUAGAGGUCCCAGAUGCAGUUGUUGGCGCUAUUCUUGGCCCUAAAGCCAGAACUCUCGUUGAAAUCCAGCAAAAGACUGGAUGCAAAGUCGUGGUCCACAGAUCGGGCGACGGAGACUCGGAUGUCUCUGAGGGAAAACGGCUCGUUAGUCUAACUGGCGAUCGUGAUCAAAUGAAAAACGCUCGCAAGCUCAUAGAAAAGAUCAUCAAUGAUUUCCAACAGCGCCGAAAAGAGGUUCAACAU